Clupea harengus (Atlantic herring) is the source of this 3533-nucleotide messenger RNA. RefSeq names its product DnaJ heat shock protein family (Hsp40) member B6b (gene dnajb6b). Gene Ontology annotation, molecular function: Hsp70 protein binding. The record is from RefSeq and is a predicted model, not a curated record. Lineage: Eukaryota; Metazoa; Chordata; Actinopteri; Clupeiformes; Clupeidae.
UCCAGUGAUUGGAUACUGUCUGCAUUGUGAAUAUUUUGUGUAUGUCCAAAGUCAAGUAAAGUUACACUGUUAUCCUUUUCGAAGUAACAUUAAGUAGUCGAUUUUCCAAUUAAAAGCAGCUACAAACCUCACUGCGAGGGGAAGUGACGUUGAGUUACCAGCGAUACAUACCAUUCAAAAUACAGCUCUGAGUUUGCGCAACAGAAUGUAGCCUACAUCGAUGCGAUAAGAUUCAAGCUUAGGUAGCCAAAAGGAUAGUCUGCAUUGACAGCUCCUCUUUGAUAGAGUAGUUGUUUGCAAGAUUUGUAUUGCAUGCGAGCGGACAGAGUAUGUGGUCUUCGGUCACAAACAGAUAUUUAGCAGCCUAGCAAGAAUUCACCGAGGUUGCUGGUGAAAAACAGACUGAGAAGCUUGAUUUGCCAUCACUGGAAUUCCUAGAAGAUUCGAAAGGGACUGAACAAAGAACCUGUCUGGAACCCUACGCUGUUGGAAGGCACUUGACAUCUAAUUGCGAACUGAUCACAACAAGUCUUCAACUACGAGAUAUCAGUGUGCUGACCCAGUGCUAGCCGGCGAGGGCGACGCGGUCGGAGAGGAGGGGGGGGGGUGGUCACCAGCACGGCGCCAUGGUGGAGUACUACCAGGUCCUGGGCGUCCCCAAGAACUCAUCUCAGGACGAGAUCAAGAAAGCGUACAGAAAGCAAGCGCUGAAAUGGCACCCGGACAAGAACCCCGAAAACAAGGACGAGGCAGAGGGGAGGUUUAAAGAGCUUUCAGAGGCCUAUGAAGUCCUGUCAGACGAGAACAAGAGGAACCUGUACGAUAGGUAUGGCAAAGACGGCCUCACUCGAGGAGGAGGAGGAGGAGGAGGGGGAGGAGGAGGAGGAGGAGGAAACUAUAAUGACCACUUCGGCGGAUUCACAUUCCGGAACCCAGAUGACGUCUUCAGGGAAUUCUUCGGUGGACGGGAUCCUUUUGCAGACUUUUUCGCUGAUGACCCGUUCGAUGACUUCUUCGGCGGUGGGCAUCGCCACAGGGGGGUGAGCAGAAGCCGGACAGCGGGACCCUUUUACGGUGGAUUCGGGGGUUUCCCCGGUUUUGGGGCGGGCUUCUCAGGAUUCGAUUCUGGAUUCACCUCCUUCGGUCAAAUGGGCGGUGGGGGCUUCGCCUCUUUCUCCUCCUCUUCGUUUGGGGGUGGUGGUGGUGGUGGUGGUGGGGGGGCCUUCCGCUCCGUUUCCUCCUCCACUAAGUUCAUCAACGGCAAGAAGAUCACCACCAAACGGAUCAUGGAGAACGGGCAGGAGCGCGUGGAGGUGGAGGAGGACGGCCAGCUGAAGUCGCUCACUGUCAACGAUGUAGCUGACGAAAACGCCCUGGAAGAAGAGCCUCAUCGCUGGCGGCAGAACUCGCUCCCCGCCCCGGCCUCCCACGGUCGCUAUCUGAGGAACAGCGCCCAGAACCCCCCUGAAGAGGAGGAGGAGAGAGGCCUACAGAGCCUGGGACUCGCUAGAGGAUUCUUUGAUUCCAGGAGGAAGAAACUGUGGUUGAAAGAUACAGAGACUAAAAAGAAACGCACAUCCCGAUUGGCUCCCCGGAUUGGGGCCUGGUUUUAAAGGAAGCCAUGGUCACUGUUCCAUCCUUUGCAAAGAAGAGGAGAUAAACACACACACACACACACACACACACACACACACACACACACACACACACACACACACACACACAAUAUGCCAGUGCCUCAGUGCUAUCUCACCCCCUUAUUUAUUUACUAGUAUUAUUUGUACAUCCCGCUAAGAUGCAGGAAUAGUCUCUCUUUUCUCCUUGUCCAUUAGAGACCCUGUUCAGCAGUUUAAGCCUGAAUAUGUAGUUACUUCUCAAGGUCUCUUCUUAUUCUCAUGAGCUCAUGUUUUGUUUUCCUGAUUCUGUGAUGGUUUUCCUCUUGAAUGUAGCUUCGCCUCUAAUUACCCAAAAGGAGACGCCAGUGGAGAGGGCUCGCGUCUCUCCUCCGCCCAACCUUUUAACCAGUUGUGUUAAUGUGUGUUUGGAUGAUUGUUUUUGUGUGUGUGGUGUUAACAUUUCAUGUGGACAGACACAGAACAGCAAGGGCUCAUACAAGGCCACUGCUGCUAUCCAGUUAAGCCAUGUAGAAAACAAUUACUUUUAGACAAACGUAUGAGAACAUGAAGGUGCUUCAAAGAACACUAAUCUUCACAGUUUCAUUUAGUAUUCAGUGUCAGAAACAAGUCAUUCAAAUUCACUUACUCAAAUUCAUAACAGUAAGACUUUAAGGCUUAUUGGAUAAUGUAAAUGAUGUGGUAUUUCCUCUGUUAGCUGUAUUAGUCUUUCAGUGGUCAAGGAGUAGGCAAGCGGUUUGGAACAUGGUGACGAUAUUUGGGGGUGCUGGGUGGGUCGCGGGGUAAGUGAGAAAUGAAAAAGACAGGGACUGCCGACAGAUCCGAUGAGCCCAGCCCUCAGAGAGGACCUGACCAAUGAGGUCAAAGAUGAGGGAGAGUCACGGCCCCUGACUAAAGCAAAGGGAGAGAGAAGUCAGGAGCAGGAGAGGGAGAGAGAGAGAGAGAGAGAGAAAAGGUAGAAUGAUGUACAUUAUUUAUGCGGGGAAGUGAGAGAACAAGUUGUCACUGCGCUGUCCUCCACCCCCACGUUAAACGCUGUAUCAAUAUUUCAGGCCAAAGGAGAAGAAGCAGAAAUCAAUGGCGGACAAUAAAAGCCCUAGUGUUUUAGACAGCGAGAGGCUUCUGUGUGAUAAAAAUAGAGAGCAGCUUUGACACUGUUUUAGGUCAGUCAUAGCGGUGUGUGACGGUGAGGAAGCCAACUUUGAAAUCAGACAGAAAUAAAAAGAGAAGAUCUUUGUGAAAUAAAUGGACAUCCAUCAGGGUUGUGGCCAUUUACUUGGAGGUAAUCUCUCUUUGAGUUGUGUGUUGUCAAAUUAAACUAACAUUGGAUAGAGGCCAGGAACCUUGGGCAAAGAAGAAGCAAACCUCUAGACAUUGAAUGCUAUUUAAUUGGCUAAACUGAUCUGGAUCCAUCUAGCUGUAUGGAAACUAAAAGUUUGUAAUGUUAUUUGUCCUGAGUUUACGUCAGCAUUCAUCAGGUGUGUGGUCUACUGUGGUUAGGAAUCUAUUUUUGUGCAACACUGAACUGAAACCACUCACCAGCAAAAGGACUGAUAAAGUGUAAAUGUAUUGGGGGCAUAUUUUUCCGCUGUAAUAUUUUAGUGGUCCUUCAUGAUUGAAAUAAUAAAUCAAAGAACUGCAUGAAUUUCCAUUUCAUCUCAACUGAUGAAGAUGCUUGGUCUUUUGUUUUAAGAGCUACACGGUAGGAUGAUAUUGUUACUCCAUGAAGAAAAGAACAUUUUCAUUUGUGUUUUGCAUUUUGAGCUGAUCAUCAUGUUUGUUGUGCUGUAUAGUGAAUGGCCUGUGCAUACAUUCUUUGGGAUGUGAGGAGGUGGACAUAUUUUUUUGGAAACAAUUAUUUUCUAUAACUGCAUAAUAAAGCUUUAAAGAAAAAGAAAA